Messenger RNA from Periophthalmus magnuspinnatus, 5371 nucleotides. It is a transcript of the gene ercc6l, whose product is annotated as excision repair cross-complementation group 6-like. Bases 117 to 4181 code for a protein of 1354 amino acids. The transcript is spliced from 6 exons. Gene Ontology annotation, molecular function: ATP binding; protein binding; DNA translocase activity. NCBI's taxonomy places the organism in Eukaryota, Metazoa, Chordata, Actinopteri, Gobiiformes, Gobiidae. The record is from RefSeq and is a predicted model, not a curated record.
GGCUGGCGGAGGGGGGAAGAUACCUGUUCAAAUCUGGGACAACCGCCGUCUCAGAAGUACCGCAUUUCCCGGAGUUUAGUUGAAAUAAAUCUUUUUAAAGUAGUUUAAAAGAAGCGAUGCUAGAGACUGCUGUCGGGAUGGAGGCGCGACACUACAGCAGCGACGUGGACAGUAUUUCGAACAGAAUGGAGAAGUCCUUGUGUGUGGACAUGGAGGACCCUCUGGAGACAUACAACAGGUUGGUUCAGGAGGCUAAAGCUGCCGGCCGCGGUGGAGACAUGCACAAAGCCCUGACCCUGUUUGAAAAGGCCUACCUCAUCCGCCCAAGCGACAAACUAAAGUCACGCAUCCAGAAAGUCAAAGAGUUUUUAUCCGAGGAACAGUCGGAGGACGAAGACGACGAAGAGUUUGUGGACGUAAACGGCUGCGGCCUGCUGCUUUUCAAAGAGCUUCACCAUAAACUCUACGAUUACCAAAAACAGGGCGUAGCGUUUCUGUACAGUCUUUACCGUGACAGGCGAAAGGGAGGCAUUCUGGCUGACGACAUGGGCCUGGGAAAAACCAUACAAGUGAUUUCGUUCCUGUCUGGAAUGUAUGAUGCUGAGCACGUUAAGUUCACGAUGCUGAUAGUACCGACAUCUCUGAUCACAAACUGGACCAAGGAGUUUGCAAAAUGGACGCCCGGGAUGAGAGUUAAGGAGUUUCAUGGGACAAGCAAAAGCGAGCGCACAAAAAAUCUGGAGAAAGUUCAGCGAAGAGGCGGAGUCAUAAUCACCACGUACAACAUGCUGCUCACCAACUGGCAGAUCCUAUCGGCGCAUAAUGGGAGGGAGUUCACUUGGGAUUACAUGAUUCUAGAUGAAGCACACAAAAUCAAAAGUACAGCGACCAAAACGGCGAAAAGUGCAUCUGCGAUUCCAUCAAAGAAUAGAGUUUUGCUCACAGGAACACCGGUGCAGAACAAUCUACGCGAGAUGUGGGCGCUGUUUGAUUUUGCGUGUCAAGGAGCGCUGCUCGGAACCGCCAAGACGUUCAAAGUGGAGUAUGAAAACCCAAUCACAAGGGCGAGAGAGAAGGACGCCACGCCCGGAGAGAAGGCGCUUGGCUCACGAAUGUCGGAGAACCUUAUGGCCAGAAUCAAACCACACUUUCUCCGUAGAACCAAAGCAGAAGUGCAGAAGUCAAACAGUCCCGAACAGGAAACCAGAGACAGGAGUGCGAAUGCAGAGAGAGAUGAGACAGAUUCAGAAGCGACGAUGCCGAAGUUAACGCGUAAAAACGACCUGAUAGUUUGGACGUAUCUGAGCGCGGUGCAAGAGGACAUUUACAGACAGUUCAUUUCGCUGGAUCACAUCAAGGAGUUGCUAAUGACAACCAAAUCACCACUCGCGCAGUUAACCAUUUUAAAAAAGCUUUGUGACCAUCCGAGACUGCUGUCUGCCGGCUCGAUGGCGAAACUCGGACUGGACGAUCAUUAUGACGGAGACUCGGAGGGAGAUACAGGGCACGACAUCACCAACGUACCUGACGACACGCUCAUCUCCGAAUCGGGUAAAAUGGUGUUUCUUUUUGCGCUUUUGGAGAGGUUGAGGGAAGAAGGCCAUCGCACACUUGUUUUCGCUCACUACCGCAAAGUUCUGGACAUACUGGAGAGAAUUUUGAAAAACCGCGGAUUCAAAGUCAUGCGAAUGGAUGGCACAAUUACGCACACAGCUGAACGCGAACGCAGGAUAACUCUGUUCCAGAAAGACCAGAGCUACACAGUUUUCCUUUUAACGACCCAAGUGGGAGGAGUUGGAAUCACGCUAACGGCGGCGAAUCGCGUUGUCAUCUACGAUCCCAGUUGGAAUCCCGCCACAGACGCGCAAGCUGUGGACCGUGCUUAUCGCAUCGGGCAAAAAGAAAACGUUGUGAUAUAUAGAUUGAUUACGUGCGGAACAGUCGAGGAGAAGAUUUACAGGCGCCAGGUUUUUAAAGAUUCGCUGAUUAGGCAAAACACGGGCGACAAGAAGAAUCCGUUUAGGUAUUUUAGCAAACAGGAGCUGAAGGAGCUUUUCACGCUCCAGGAUACAAAAUCAUCGACUACACAGAUGCAGCUGCAGGCGUUGCACUCGAGGCAGAGGUGCACAGAUGCGGAGCUUGACGAGCACAUCGCACACCUUCACGCCAUGGAGAUGUUCGGCAUUUCGGACCAUGACCUGAUGUUUUCGGUGAAUGUGAACCAGGAGGAGGCGCUAGAGGACCAGGAGGCGCACCGGUACAUCGAGGGGCGUGUGCAGAAGGCACAGGAGCUGAUGAAGGCGGAGUGCGACUUACAGACGCAGCUGGCCCAGAGCAUGGCAUCCAGCACAGAGGCGGCCUGGUUAAGAAUGGACCAACCGCCCAGAGAGAGGAAGCCCCGGUACCCCACACAGGAUUUGGAGAGUCCCGUGGCGCACUCGUACCAUGAUCCCAGAGCUGUGAUGGAUCUGGACCAGUCUGGUUCGCCUCAGGAGAUUUCAGUGGAGAAGAACGUGAUCGAUCUUACGGGGGAGCAGAGCAGUGAUGAUGCCAAAGAAAAUAGCUGCGAGUUACAAGAAGAAACCCGCAAAAUCAAAACUGAAAGAGUCAGCUCCCGAAACGCUGAGCAACACAACUCUAUAGAGCAUGAAGAAGUGGUGAUUUCUGAUGAGACUCAACAAAAUGGUGUUCACCCUACUGGAAAUGUCAAAACAGAAAUGCCCCACUUCAGUCACAAUGGAGAUGUGUCUAUGAAUGAUUUUGAAGCGUGGCAAAAUGAUCAAAACGCCAAUACAUCGAUGGUAAACGGCCACAAAAACGUUCUAGAAGAAAUGGAAAAUGUCGAUUGCUCCAUGAAUAACUUGGUGAUUGAGGAUUCUAUUGAAGAAGUUAUGGACACCUCUGCUCAAAAUCUAGAGUGGAAAUCUGAAGUACAAAAUGGCGUCAAAAAUGUGAUCGAAGAUUUGUCUGAAAAUAGAAUUGUUGAAAAUCUCAAAAUUGACCAAUCGACUGGAGACAGCAGCUUGAGCUAUUUCACUGCCGAUGAUAACGAAAAACCGCAACGAGGUAAAGCAGAUCUGAGCGACUUCCACGACACGCCCCUAAAGAAUAAACAGGUUUCUAUGUUGCAAGCUAGCUUCAAAUCUGAAAACAGGUCUAGUUCUAGCUACGUUAUGGACUCCUUGGAAGGCGAUUUUAACCUACAACUGGAUGAUGACAGCGAUAUAAUUACAAAUAAUGACAUUUUUAACGAUAAAAAGCAAACGGAGGAAGAGGAGAGAAAGAUUCUGUCCAAACUACAGCUUGAAGGUAGUUUUGAUGUUGACAAAUCAUUGGCAGAACAUCACAACAGGGAAAAGUCCAUAAUCAAUGAUGCCUCAGAGGUGAACGCUUCGGCUAAUGAUUCUAUUGUUGCCACGGUGCGAAAGAAGCGCGUGGCGAGGAUAUAUAGCGAUGACGAAGAUGAGGAAGAAGAGGUACAGGAGAAUCCGAAUGGGAAGGAUUUCGAGGGAUCCUUUCACAUGUUGGGAGCGUCGACCCCGAAAGCUGCUGGAACUCUGAACCGCUCAAGGAAAAGCCUCAAUGCAUCAGUUGCCUCCAGAAGGUCGUUUGUGAUGUCGCUGAUUGAUGACAUCGACAACCAGGAAGAGGGAGAGGAGAGCGGAGGGAGCGCACGGGAACAUGGAGAGACAGAGGAGGAGUCUGAGGGAGAAGAGGAGUCUGAUGCCCAGCCCGAUGAAGAGGGCGAUGAGGGGGAGUCCGAGGGCAGAAGGGGUGUGUCCAUGGACCACUCUGAGGCGGAGGAGGGCGAGCUUGGUUUGACGUGCGAGGAGUCUGAGCCAAGCGGAGAGACGCUGCACACAGAGGAGGAAGAGGAAGAGGAGGAAGAAGAGGAAGAAGAAGAAGAAGAAGAGGAGAAGGAGGAGGAGGAGGAAACACAGGAGAGUGCGGAGCUGUCCUCAGGUGAGCGGAUGGAGAGACUCGCAGCUCAAACGGAGGAGGAAGAGAAACGGGAGGAUUACGAGAUGGAGGUGAAGAGAGGCAGAGAGUGUCUGACGCGAGGACAACGAGAAGAAGCACUCGGUCACUUCCUGCGAGCAAUCGAUAUGAAACCUGGAGACGCAGAGAUCCAACUGCUCACCAUCCAACUGUACAGGCAGCUAAGCCAGAACAAAUAUUAAAGCCAUCAUAUUACUCUGUACUUUCAUCUUACUUUGAUAAUGUUGUUUCCUCAUCACAAACAUACCUCGAGUUGUUUGUGAUGAGGAAAUGCAAACGUUUAAUGCACAAACCCUGCGUAUUUAGGCUGAGUUCUUCUCUCAAACUGAAAACACUCUGUUCCACCUUGUGAUGUCAUGUGGUAAAACAGAAGUGCUCCACUGUGUUUUUAAACUUCAUACACGCUCACUAGAAUCAUUUGGAUGAUUUCAGCCCUACAGUUUGUAAUCUCUACUGAAGUAGAGGUAAAAAGUAGCUGUUGACCUCAAAACUACCACUUCAUGACAUCCCAAGGUGGAACGGAGCGUUUUGAGGUAGACAGACAAAUAAUAAAGGGUUACUCAACCAAAACAGAACUCCAGGCAUGUGUUUGAGGAGGUAACAACAUUACCACAUGGCAUAAAGCUCACAAGAAUCACUUUUGUAUAAUAUUGGAUCUUUUAAACAGCUACUCCACAGGCCACAGCUGCCCCGGGGCACACUGACCGAGAGAUGACAGUCAGUCUGCACAAACGGACUCUCGAGAUUGAUCGGUGUUGUAGGCCUGUCACGUUAAAACAUUUUGAAGCACGCUGUGUUGCUACAGAUCACCAUACAAUAUCACCAUAAACAAUGAUACUGAAACCACUUUACGCCACUUAUACAAAAAUAAACCAAUUUUUAAAUGGACUGUCUCAUUAAAAGGCCAAAUAACAGAAUGAAGUCGUAAUUAGCCAUGGAAGUAACUUAUUCAACCUUCUACAACUCAGAUCUUAUUACAACUAAAAUUACAAAAAUCUCACCAUUAUCGCAAAGAAAAAGUCAACAUGAUGAAAACUGAGCCCCUAAAUUUGUUGUUCCAGGCUUCCAGCUCUAAUUUAUUGAGCCAUGAGUCAAUAUAGUAAUUACAGUGACAGUCCCAUCGAUACAGGGUUUGUUCAGGACAGAUGCUGACAGUUUAGAAUGCAGAGGAGCCGAUGGAUUAUAAACUCUGUCGAUAUAUAGGGCCAGUUUUGAUUAUUGUCUCCAAAUAAUCUCAUAUGAGUCCUCACGAUCUUGUUUUGCCAAAAACUGGAUAAGGAGCAGUGUAGUCUCAUUUGAACACUUUGAGGCAAAGGGAUAGCUGCACAGAAGAUGCUUUAUGUACUUCCUGUAGGCCCAAGCAAAAUAUCGC